Messenger RNA from Oreochromis aureus, 2950 nucleotides. RefSeq names its product olfactomedin-like 3b (gene olfml3b). The record is from RefSeq and is a predicted model, not a curated record. Bases 88 to 1257 code for a protein of 389 amino acids. Lineage: Eukaryota; Metazoa; Chordata; Actinopteri; Cichliformes; Cichlidae. The transcript has 3 exons. Gene Ontology annotation, biological process: signal transduction.
UCUGGGAAUCUGCUGGCUCCUCGGCACACUCUAACUGAACUUCAGUCAGGACUUUACAGGAGUUAAAAGAGACUGAGCUGACACAAAAUGAGAGGACUUGUUGUCUUGGUAACUUUGGCGUGCUUUGCCACAGCUCAGCACCAAGCACUGAUUGACUACUUGGAGCGGAGGCUGCUUGCUAUUGAGGACAGGAUAUCUCUGUGGCACGAGCAGACCACCCGCUAUGCCUCCGAGCUGCGGGAGCUGAAGCAGCAGAUGGUUUCCCAGCUGGAGAACCUGGACAAAGAAAAAGAGGCACUGAGGAUGAAUAUAGACAGCGUGGGGACCAGGGUGGACCGGGUCGAGCGGGAAUUAGACUAUCUGGAGACACAGAAUGGGGCUCAGCCGUGUGUGGAUGUGGACGACAAGCUAAUAGAGCAGCAGGUGACUGGGGUGAAGGAGAAACAGAAGUCCAAAUAUUCACAACUCUCAGACUGCAGCGACAUGAUCUCCAGCAUAAAAGCCAUGAAGAUAUUGAAGAGAGUCGGAGGGCAAAAGGGCACCUGGACUAAAGACACCAACAGGGCCUCUGGGAAGGUCUACAUUUUUAACGGGACGGAAGACGACAUCAUCCACGCGUUUGCCUCUGUGCAAGACUUCACCCGCUCGUCGGGCAUGUCUCUGUCCAGUACACUGAAGCUGCCGUCAGCCUGGAGGGGAACAGGCCACGUGGUCUACAACAACUACGUGUAUUACAUGAGUCAGGCUGACGAGUUAAAGGUGGUUAAACAUGACCUGCAGAAUAACUCUCUGACAGACAGCGCAGUGUUUCCAGUGCAGGACCAUGUCCCCGUGUACGGUCUGACCCCAGAGACGGUGAUAGACCUGGCUGUGGAUGAGGAAGGCCUGUGGGCCAUUUACGCCACACAGCAGAAUGAAAGGUACAUCUCUCUGGCUAAAAUGGACACCAGCUCACUGGAUAUUGAGCAGAUGUGGGACACAAAUUGUCCCAGAGAGAAUGCAGAGGCGGCCUUUGUCAUCUGUGGCACUCUGUAUGUGGUGUACAACACCAAGCAGCCUGGACGCUCACGAGUACAGUGUGUGUUCGACGUCAACGACAUGGUGACCAGUGAAGAUGCACCGCUGGUUUACUUUCCAAAACGCUACGGAUCUCACUCAAGUCUGAAGUACAAUCCCCACGAGAAGCUGCUCUACGCCUGGGAUGAUGGCUACCAGAUCCUGUACAAGCUUACCAUGAAGAAGAAACUAGAGAUCUGAGCUUCUCUAAACAGCCCUAACGCUGUAUUCUGAGAAGUUUUAGCUUCUAAACUACAGAUGGGGUCUCAAAACUAACGAUUUUGUAGAAUUUAAGAUCAUUUCUCGCCUUCAGGGAGUUUCAGAACAGCUUAAAUAUAAAAUCUUGGACUCUAACAUUGUAACCCACUUCUCAAAAAAACCUGGAAAUUGCAAUAACACAACAUUUACUGUAGGGACUGUGAGGCAGGACACAAACCUAAGAAAGGAACAAGAGUCUGUGAUAAUUCUUUCGUGCUACAUAGAAAUGAAUAAGAAGUGACAAAGCCUCAUUACAACAAAAAGGAAAUGUGAGUGGUUCCCCAAGUGUUGGCCAUCGCACCCUGGUGGGCAGUUAAGGUACUGCUGGUGGGCCACAAUAUGAUAUUUACAAAGUUAAAUGGUUAAAAAGCAAGACCAGAAAAAUAAAUCUGAGAAUAUGAAGUGAAGAAAAUACUUCUCAACCUUUAUUGUCCACAAUACAUAGAUGGAUGGAUGCAUCAUAAUUUUCUUUUCACACAUUCAGAACUAAUUUCAAAAUGCUCAGAUUUAUUUUGUGCCGUCUGGUGUUUUGUGGCUACCUUAACCCCACUUCUAAUGAGACUACAGUGCUUCGAUCUUUACAGUUGUUUCUCCAUCUGCUGUUGAGUGGACUGAAACAGAUAUACUGUACCUACCCAUGAUUAGCUGCUGUCUAAGUUUCUGCAGUGGCUCCAGGCACUUUUGUGUGUUCACAGAUAUGAGGCAAAUAUUCAACACAUCCUUUUAAUAGCACAAAACCUCUGUCAAACCUGCCACUUUUAUACUUGAUAUUUGUCAUAUCAACAUGACUCUUUAUACCCUAAGUGCUUCUCAACUGAAUCCAGUUUCUUGAACCUUACUUCUCAGCUCAUUUGCAGUGACUCCAUUGGAUUUUAACAUAAAUUUUGUGUAGCAUUCACAGUAAUCUUGUCCGUACUAGUAAAUACACAACAUUAAUUACACCCUAGGAAAUGUUAUCUUUUGUAGCUCGUUAAUUUAAUAUUUUUUAGUGUUCAGAUUUAUAUCAUAAGCACUGUUAACAUAAAAUACAACCACUGUGUAAGGUGAGCUGAGAAAUGUAACUCAGACAUUAGGAUACUGUAUGUGCAAGAAACCGCUAGCAGGCUAGCACUCAUGUGUUUUCCCCUGUGCAUCAUCUGCACUCUUCCCACAUGUUGAGCACAUGUGUAUUUUCUGAGUUUUUUGCUAAAUACCACCCAAAAAAUGAGCAAACAGCACCACUAUUGAGAUUACUCCUCUCUGAUGUUUAUUAAUUUAUAUCUGAACAUAACAUUCUCACUGCCAUUUCUUCUCCACUUAUAUCUUUUUUCCCCACUAUCAUCAUUUUUUUCCUAAUAACUGUUCAUUAUAAAAAUAAAUGGCAGACUAACCAUUUUAAACAAGGCUGUCAGUGUUUUUCUAUGUACAGUAUAUAAAGAUUGAUAUAGAAAUAUUCAAGCUUCCAUGUAAGAUUUGACUCUGCUAUACAGUUGCUGCAUCGAGCGAUGUGGAGCGUUAUCCUGCUGGAAACGGCCAUCAGAAGCUGGGUACACUGUGGUCAUAAUGAGAUAGACCACAGACAUAGACAUCAAAUGGUGUGAAAAUAAUAGUGGUUGUUCAAUAUUAUGUUAUUCAUGAUUAUAAUAAAUCUGAAGAA